Cercopithifilaria johnstoni is the source of this 924-nucleotide messenger RNA. The record is from the annotation of a GenBank genome assembly. Lineage: Eukaryota; Metazoa; Nematoda; Chromadorea; Rhabditida; Onchocercidae.
AUGGUUGCGCCAGCUUUACAGAAUCAAAUGAAAAAGUCUCAGAAUCAGUUACAACAAUAUGGCCCGGGGAAUGUCAUCAAUAUCGAAGGUAUAUCGAUGGGUAAUGGUAAAGCGGAAUUAAGCAAAUCAACUAUACCUACACCAUUUGCGUCUACGAUUUCCCAAGUAACACCUGUAGCACCAUUUACGGCAGUGUCAGGUGGUACUCCUUCCUUUCCGGAGAGUACUUUUCUUAGUACAGCAAGACUUGCAACACGAAGUAAAAGGAAACAGAAAGGUGGUGGAAAUGGCCUAAUGAUGAUUGCUAUUAUGCAUCUUCUUCUUGCAUGUGGCCUAAUAGACUUAGGAAUGUUUCUUACCAUUCGAUUCAAUCAUUACGGUCAUAUAUGGCCUGAUAGUUAUGCAAAAUUAUCUGUUUCCGAAUAUCGACUUUAUCGUAAUCAGAUGCUUUCCAUUCGUGCGCUCUAUUCACCUGUAACAAUUGUUAUUGGUUUAACGAUUUUUUUCCCGAAAAUCAUCUAUUUAUUAAUUAUUUUCUAUUCCAAAGUAUCAUUUUAUAGGGCAGUGAUCGUUGACGGUGGCAUUUCCUUUCUUGCACUAACUUAUGCAUGCAUUACAGGAUCACAUGCAUAUAUUAUAUUGCACAAUAUUUCAAAAAUUGAUAUCGGUAAUCACAGUGAUAUCCUCUGUUAUGCUAUCAGAGGUCCACGUGAGAAAGCACCACAAGAAUUGCGUGAUCGAUGCUUGCUAGUUGCAUAUAAAAUGUUUGGUGAUAAUUUAUCAUUGCAAUCAAUAGUUGCGAUACUCGUAAUUAUUGUAUGCAUUAUAAAUUUUAUCUAUCUUUUUUAUGAGAUAGAUCCAAAUGCAAUGCAAGUACAGAAAAAAAUUCAACUUCAAUCAAAAGAUCACAAAAAAUUAUUUUAG